Haliotis rufescens (red abalone) is the source of this 697-nucleotide messenger RNA. RefSeq names its product 26S proteasome complex subunit SEM1-like. The transcript is spliced from 3 exons. The record is from RefSeq and is a predicted model, not a curated record. Gene Ontology annotation, cellular component: proteasome complex; proteasome regulatory particle, lid subcomplex. The coding region runs from base 60 to 293 and encodes 77 amino acids. Lineage: Eukaryota; Metazoa; Mollusca; Gastropoda; Lepetellida; Haliotidae. Gene Ontology annotation, biological process: double-strand break repair via homologous recombination; proteasome assembly; mRNA export from nucleus.
GCAUUUGCAUCGUUCCUAUUCGGAAUUGUCCGUCUUUUAAGCUAGAAAUUCAUUUCAUCAUGGCGGCCGAACCACAAAAGAAGCCUGAUUUAGGUCUUUUGGAAGAAGACGACGAAUUUGAGGAGUUUCCAGCUGAAGACUGGGAUGCUGUGGAUGAAGACCCAGAAGAUGUGAAAGUGUGGGAAGACAACUGGGAUGAUGACAACAUUGAGGAUGAUUUCUCAAAACAACUCAGGGCUGAACUAGAGAAGAAAGGCAAAAACCCUGAUGGCAGUGAACCAAUGAAGACCUAGCUGUGUGUGAAGACCGUCACCCUCAUUUUGUAGACUUUCAUCCCUCAUGUGUUAUAUAACAUCAGCCUGAAUCACAGCAUAUGCAGGACAAUGUUCCAAAAUCUCAACUGUACAAGUCAGCAUGUGAUAGAGGAUAUAUCAAGGAGCCUAUUGUGUUAUAAAAUUUGAGUUUGGGAAAGAAAGGUUUAUAUUGUGGAAAAUGAAUUGCUUACCAAAACUGUUUUCACUUUUUGGAUUCUUAUGUGUAGACAGUUCUUAUGUCUUUGAAAGACAUGAAGAUCAUACUUUCUGCAACGUUACCUGUUGCCACCAUUCAUGUAGCAGAAACGUUUGACAAUGUAACGAGUGUCAUGUGGACCAGAUAUCAAACAGUAAUGUUAUGUUAAUAAAAUGUACAAAACAUA